CAACACUGUCUGCCACUAACCAUCACCGAUACUCUUAUUGUCUUUAAACAGCUCCUUGGAAGGAUCCUUAGGGAGCUGUUGUUCGUGAAUCAUAUACUACGAAAUCUGGAAUGGCUGCAGACUUUACUACAGCGACAAAGAUUCCAGCACUGGUUUCAUACUGCCAACGAGUUGCCGGGAAACACGCUGAGUUCAUCCCCACACUCGGCCAAGAACUUAGUCUUCGUUAUGAUCUAGUCAAACCCAUCCUUCAGCAGUGCGAGCCACACGACCUUCUGCGGCUUGAACGAGGCUCAACGAGGCUCCAGCACAAUACCCAAGAAUUAUGGAAGAUCCUCUCUAUCAAAAAGUAUAGUAUUCAGCUCCAGGGCUAUCUCUCAGGGGAGGCACCAGAACCAGAGUCCUGGAGAGAUCAUUACUUUGUUCUCCAGAAAGCCGAAGCGAAGCAUCUAGAAGAAGUGGCAUCACGCCUGCGCUCUCAACGACUCGAGCACGAACAACAGAAGAAGGAACGUGAGGUCAAGAUCACGGACCGAAUUCCCCCACAGAAGCGUCUUCGACCAUGGUCAGGACCCAGUCAACCCAAGACUUUGAUGCAAAAGACUUACUCCGAGGCCUCCAAACUGCACAAAAAUGUGUACAAUGCCAGGUUCACGGUCAAGGGCAAACCUAUCUCGAAACCCCCUAGCGUGCCUCUACUACCGACGCCUUCCCCCAACUAUGCAAGUCGAGUGACAGUCACCACUGUGAAGCACCGACAGCCUACCUCCUCUUCACCGCCAAGCAGUAUGGGUCCGAACUCUCGGUCUUCUACGACUACAUCAUCAACAUCUUCCAGUGAACCCACGACAUAUUUACCACCUCUUUCUCCUUGCAAACUCUCACCUGAUGAUUGUCGGCCGUCUCCGUUAUUUACAGAAAAGACACCUGAGGCUGUUCAAAGAACUGCACUGCUCAAUCAGACAUCGCCAUCACCUGCGCCACGGCCAAAGAAGAACCCCAUGACCUCCAUGUUCAUGCCCAAGGAUCGAGCUUACUCGCAACGUCCAAGAAUCUCCAGAUAGCUAUAGUUAUCUUUAAUUUGGCGUUAUCUUUUCGCGUGUGCAUUCCCUAGUACUCCUUUCCCUCUUUCAGCAUAAUGGCUCCUCAUCAUUGACCACGAUCUCUCUAUCUUACAACAUGUACACUAUACACAUAGAAGUCUCCAGACUACGCUGAGGUCGUAGCGGUAUGUAUA
Desarmillaria tabescens is the source of this 1237-nucleotide messenger RNA. RefSeq lists its product as uncharacterized. The transcript has 7 exons. NCBI's taxonomy places the organism in Eukaryota, Fungi, Basidiomycota, Agaricomycetes, Agaricales, Physalacriaceae. Gene Ontology annotation, cellular component: elongin complex; nucleus. Bases 111 to 1064 code for a protein of 317 amino acids. The record is from RefSeq and is a predicted model, not a curated record. Gene Ontology annotation, biological process: transcription elongation by RNA polymerase II.